UUUCAAGCCUCCAACCAACAUUAUUUUAUUCAUUCUGCACGAAGAAUAGCUAUGUUUCAGUGACGUAGCUCGCCACCUAGCUAACAUUAGCUCAUGAAGGAACCUCCGAUAUGGCCUAUGAUCAUCCGAUAGACAGACGAUGAUGCUAACACGUUGUGUCUUCUUAUCAAGGUUGCUGGUUCGAGAUGGUCUGUUUCUAAUGUCACUCGAUUCUGGAGGAAGUGAACUAAAUAUGUCAGGCCAGCUGCAAUGACGACAAUAUGAACUUGAAAAAAUCCAGAAAUGUCGGCGCGUCCUCCUCUUUGAAUGGAAUAGAUAAACAAGAUGCAGAGUCGAAGAGGAAGAAGAAGGUGGCAGAGAUCACACAGGCGCUGAGCGUGACGCCGGUGGACGUGGCGGCACUCCGGCGGAUGGCCAUUAGUGAGGGGGGGCUGCUCACGGACGAGAUCCGCUGCAAAGUGUGGCCCUGGCUCCUCAACGUGCAUCUGGAUAACAUGCCAGAGCAACUCGGGGAAGUGGACAGAGAGAAUAACAAGGACUACAACCAGGUGCUGCUGGAUGUCCAGCGAUCCCUUCGCAGAUUUCCCCCUGGUAUGCCUGAUGAGCAGAGGGAGGGGCUUCAGGAGGAAUUGACUGACAUCAUCCUGCGCGUGCUGCUGAAGAACCCCCAGCUGCACUACUACCAAGGUUACCAUGACAUUGUCGUCACCUUCCUGUUGGUCCUGGGAGAGCGGCUGGCCACUGCCCUGGUGGAGAAACUCUCCACACACCAUCUCAGGGAUUUUAUGGACCCCACUAUGGACAACACUAAACACAUACUGAACUACUUGAUGCCAAUAAUAGACAGAGUCAAUCCUGAGGUGCAUGACUUCAUGGAACAGGCGGAGGUGGGCACCAUAUUUGCCCUGAGCUGGCUCAUCACUUGGUUUGGUCACGUCUUGUCUGACUUCCGCCAUGUUGUGCGGUUGUACGACUUCUUCUUGGCCUGCCAUCCUUUAAUGCCAAUAUAUUUUGCUGCUGUGAUUGUGCUGUAUCGUGAAGAGGAGGUUCUGGACUGUGAGUGCGACAUGGCCUCCGUGCACCACCUGCUGUCCCAGAUCCCUCAGGACCUGCCCUAUGAGACCCUCAUCAGCCGCGCCGGAGACCUCUUCGUCCAGUUCCCACCGUCCGAGCUCGCCCGCGAGGCCAUUCAGCAACGCAGCCAAGAGACCGCGUCCUCCACCUUUAAGGACUUUGAGCUGGCGUCCACUCAGCAGCGCCCAGACUCCGUGCUGAGACGUAGGCGACGGGAGCAGCAGAGUCCCCCCGCCGCGGAGGCCAAGAAGGGCACGCUGGUGGCCGUGCCGUCCUCAGCCAGGCGCUUCGUCCGGCUCGCGGUCAUGGGCCUCACUGUGGCGCUUGGAGCUGCCGCCUUGGCUGUGGUGAACUCUGCUUUGGAGUGGGCCCCCAAGCUAGACUUGCACUUCUUUCCCUGAAGAAGGCAAAAAGAACUGACAGAAGAGAAACGAUGAGUGGAUGGAGUGAUUGUUUGAAGGAUGGGUGGGUGGAUGAUUGGAAGAAGAAGGAAUGAAAGGAGGGAGCAGUUCAUAGAAGUUCCACAGCACCAUCUUUGCCUGCCCUCAUGUUAUAAAAGACCAUAAUGGAUUCAGCUGAAGAAUAUGGAGGACAAAACAUUCACCAAAUUUCGUCUUUAUUUAUAUUUGUAAAUAUAUACAGUCUGCAACUAAAGCAAUGAUUAAUAUCAUGCUUACAGAGAUUAAAUAAGUGUGUUUUUUUUGUUUUGUUUUGCUAUCACUUAUGAAGUCAUUUCAAACCUUGGUAAUUUCUACAGCUCAGACUUUAAUCAAAAAAGUUGUAAUUUGAGUGUUAGGGUCUUGUGCAGCGGAAAGGGUCAGAAAAUGUCUGCCAUAUAGUUAAAUGAUUGGGACUACUCCUGUUCUAUUAACUCUCACCAGUUCUUUAUUCAGAUAAGCCCACAUCAUCAAAAAUAUGUUCACUAUCCCCAUUUCAUCUUAUAACUAACACCAUACUGAGACCAAAACCUUUUUUUUGUUUAAAUGCCAUCCUUUUUAUGUAACUCUUACUUUUAUAUAUUUUUUGUAAGAAAUAAUUCAGAUUCAUAAUUGUACAGGCGAACCCCUGUAAUUGAUAAAUAGAUGUGUGUAGGAAUGAAGGUUAAUGCUGAUUUAGCCUUGUUUUUGUUCUAUUAGAGAAAAAAAAACAUUUAGUACCAUAGGAUGAGUCAAGUUUAGAACAGUUUGAGGUCAAAUACAGGGUAGAGUUUGACUAAAUGCUUUUUUUGGUGCAACAUUUUCUGUCUCAGACAUCGGUAACAAACCAUGGGCCUGUGUUGCACAAAAAUAAAGGUCCUGCUAGAACACAGUUUAACACUUUCAGGUCCUAUGUUUCAUAAAUACACUCACAAAAGUGACUUGGAAUAGGUCUUCAAACAACUUAGUUACUAGAAUCUUAGACUUUUUGACUCUUUUGUUGGUUUAUUUGCACUAAAACACGCCUCAUGCUUUGCUCAUUGCACUAUGUGGCUUGUAGAGGAGUGAUGCCUCUCAUAUUAACCACUGUCAUAGUUUAAUCCUUAAUAUAUGGACAAUAAAGUUGAUACAAAAAGAAAAUAAGAAAGGUAUAUAUAUUUGGAUGUCUAUAAUGUUAUUUCUGUAAAUGUGUGUUGGGUUUAUUGUAGGUAGUAACUUUUCUGAUGCUGCGCUGUUUAUAAUGUCUGAAAUCUCAUAAUAUAUUACACAAAGGGCUGAAAUGGAAGAUAAAGAGUUUAUAGCUUUGAUCAGUUAAGUUUCUCGAUAUAGUGAUCCCUCAGUAAUCCAUAACCAUUUCAGUAUUUUAAACCAAUAUUGACAGGACAUCAGAAUAUAUAUAUAUAUUUGCUCUUUAAUGUGUAAACAAUUUUCCCAAAAAAUAUUGUAUGAGAUGAAAUCAUACAAUGGACAAACAGCAUAUAUUAGGUCAUCUUUAGUAUUUGGCUGUAUGUUUUUUGUUGUUGCAUGAAAUAAAUGCUGUAUUCACUUAAACAAACAAGGUAAUAGAAUGAUUAUAAGAGGCCAAACAAAAUCCUAAUUUUACUGCCAUUUUGAGGUCUGUGGCCCAUGGUAUGGAAAUAAAUACCUAGAAAACCUUACAUGAUCAGGGACUGUUUUCUUGCCUUUGAAUAUACUUUGUUCUUACCAAUAUACUUGGAAUUCAUUUAUCUAAGAUGCAGUACCUUAAACAGACAUUUCAUGCAACUUGAUUGGGUCUGGAUGUUUGUGAUAUGUAAUUGCCGCACACUGAAACAUUAAACAAUACUUGUACAAUUUGGAGGUGAUUUCCAUCACUGUAUUGGGGUACACUUGGAAGCAUCUUCUAUUGUCUCUAUGCACAGUUAUUUUUUUCCAUUUCAGUUUCAUAUCCAGGUUCACUGCUUGAGAGCCUGCUGGUUUACUUGAGACAUUUUAAAAAGGAACCUUAGGACAUAGGAGUUGAUCUCAUUUUACACUGCUAGGAUUAAAGUGAUAAAGCAA
Messenger RNA from Clupea harengus (Atlantic herring), 3530 nucleotides. RefSeq names its product TBC1 domain family, member 20 (gene tbc1d20). Lineage: Eukaryota; Metazoa; Chordata; Actinopteri; Clupeiformes; Clupeidae. Gene Ontology annotation, cellular component: endoplasmic reticulum membrane. Gene Ontology annotation, biological process: endoplasmic reticulum to Golgi vesicle-mediated transport; positive regulation of GTPase activity. Gene Ontology annotation, molecular function: GTPase activator activity. The record is from RefSeq and is a predicted model, not a curated record.